Rhagoletis pomonella (apple maggot) is the source of this 2300-nucleotide messenger RNA. RefSeq names its product mediator of RNA polymerase II transcription subunit 15-like. Bases 1 to 2220 code for a protein of 739 amino acids. Lineage: Eukaryota; Metazoa; Arthropoda; Insecta; Diptera; Tephritidae. The transcript has 6 exons. The record is from RefSeq and is a predicted model, not a curated record.
AUGAAUAAUCUGGAUCAUGUUAAAAAUUUUUAUCCGGAAAACUACAAGUUAGAUCUAUCAGAGACAAUGAAAGCCGCCCUUUCGAAAGGCCCAGGAGGAGUAAGUGUUGGUGGGCUUGGUAGUGGGGUUGGUGGUGGCUCGGCUGUUGCCAGCGGCAGUGGUGGUGCUCAUGGAAUGGGCACAACAGUGUCCCAUGGCGAUUUGCAGACUGGCAGCAAUUCUGCAAUUCCUGGUGUUGGAUAUGUUACGGAAAAGCUGUACAUGCUAUUGCAGCUAUACUUGCAAAAUAAAGGAUGGAAUCCCAGUGCUGAAUUAUUACAAUGUUUCACGGAUUUAAAAGACAACGCUAUGCUGCCUAGCGCAGCCUAUUUGCAGGUUCUUGCCAAUCGCCUAACAUUAGACGCACAAGGACGGUUGAUACUACGUGAAAAUGGCAAAAUUGUACUACCAUUUGAACAUUUUGCUAAUGCUGUAAUGCUUAAACACAUGUCUGGACCACAUGGGUUACAUUUAAGUGUUGAAGCCACUGUGCGCGCUGUCAUCGAAUCAUACACCAUAGGUCGAGAAAAUUUUGGCAUGGAAAAAGAAUUUAUUAUUGAAGUAGUGCAGUCUUGCCCUAGCCCAGCAUGUCGCUAUUAUAAAAACCAUCUAGGAUUGUCGCCAUUACCCUUUAUGGAGCAGCAAUUUCCCGGAGUUAAUCCGGCAGACUUCCUACAACAUUUACCACACUUGCCUCCACCACCGCCACCACCUCAUUCAAUGGUGACCGGAUCAGCAAACAGUGGUGUGCAGUCAUCAGGAUCUGGAAGCUCCGGAGGGAGUAGUAGCAAUGUUGGUUCUAACAGUGGCAGUUCAGUAAGCAGUGGAGGAGAAGUCGAUUUAACAAAAAGUUCGCCAGCUUCACAUGCGUCAACUCCCAAGGUACCUGUGGUGCCACCACAGUUACAAAUGCUCACUAAGCAGCAGCAAAACAGUAUACAAUCUCAGUUGUCGCAGCUUAGUGCUGCUGCAGCCGCCGCUGCACACCAUCAGCAGCAACAACAACAAGCAGCUGCCGCUGCUGCUGCGGCCGCUGCUGCAGCUGCAGCCAAGCAACAACAGCAACAACAGGCUCAGGCACAGGCACAGGCUCAAGCAGCAGCUGUGGCUCAGCAACAACAGCAACAGCAAUUGACAGCAGCACUUUUACAGCAGCAACAGAGCCGGGCACUGGCUCAACAAAGCUUGGAAAAAUUCAACAAUUUGAGUGCUUUGGAAAAACAGCGAGUGCUACAACAGUUAGACCCUAAACAUUUUGAUCCAAUGGUGGUGGCUGCGGCUGCCGCUAAUUUACAACUGCAAGGAAUCAAUGAUUUUAGGGUAGCCGCAAUUGCUGCCGCAGCUGCACAAGCCGCUGGAAGUUCUUCUAUGGUAUCUAAUGCUGCAGCCGCUUCUGCAAUUGCCACUAGUACUGGCAUGAAUAGCAACAAUAAUAAUUUGGUUGGAAGUGGAACUAGCAGCAGUGGUGUGGGAAACUGUAGCAGCCCAGCUGUUUUGCCAUCAACUAGUACUAACUUAAGCACCAGUGCCAGUAGCGGUGGCGGAGGACACAGUUCUGCUGGUAAUCCUGGCAACACCAGCAUCAUGGGUAUUAGCGGCAACACUAACAGCAGCAAUGUCCAUCAUAACCAUCAGCUGCCCCCACCAUCGCAAUCACCUAGUGCUCAUUCCAGCCACUCUGCAUCAUCGUCUUCAUCACAUUCAACUGAACAAAUGGUGCAAAAAAAUGUUGAGCUUUUGCGUUCCAAUUUGGAAUCGAUUGAAUCUAAUAAAGACUUGCUUGCCUUGCAUAAUGGCGCCUGGACUGUGCCAGAUAAUAAUCGUGAACCUUUACCAGUAGGCCAAGACAAAAUAGUACGCAUUUUUGCAGAACUGAUGCGGAACAUGGCACGCAUGAAGACUUAUAUACGCCCAUCAAUGUGUAAACCGUAUGGCAAGCAGAGCGAAAGCUUACAAAAAACACUUUUAGACACAAUUCAAAUUGUACAAACCCUACGUAAUUGUUUGCCAGCACCACAUAUUCCGGUAUCUUCGUGGAAGAGUGAGAGUGAAGGCAACGCUGGAUUAAUAACUUCUAACAGUGGUGCGGUAGGUAAUUCCGGUACUAACAUAAUGAGUGGAUCUGUUAGUGUUGGUGGUGGUGUAAUGGUUUCAAAUCGAGUGGAGAAUUUGACCAAUUGAAUGUAAGCAAAUAGUUUUAGUUUUCUCGUUGUUCAUCUAUAAGUCUGUUCCAGGUACUUCAGUAUUUUGCAAGAAGGCUG